This is a messenger RNA of Petromyzon marinus (sea lamprey), 2018 nucleotides long. The record is from RefSeq and is a predicted model, not a curated record. NCBI's taxonomy places the organism in Eukaryota, Metazoa, Chordata, Hyperoartia, Petromyzontiformes, Petromyzontidae.
GUGUGUGUGGGGGGUGGGGUGUGGGGGGGUAGCCACCUCCCCCGCGCUCAGGCUCCCCCCGCCCCUACCGCGCGCGCGCCUGCAAUGUCCCAGUGACGACCAUGGACGCGGCGGGGCUGCAGAGACCUCCGCCUUUGCACGGCUCUGGCGAUUUUGCGUCGGACAGCGAUGGCGAGAUGACCUCGGAGGAGGAGGAAUUUGAGUCCGACUACAGCGACUACUACAAGAGCACGCCGCCCCUGCGUCAGCGGCACGCUCGCCUCAGCGCGAUCAACCACAAGAGCGGGCGCGAGGGCCGGCGCCCGCCCACGGCCACGGCCACCGGCGCCGGGGGAGGAGGAGGUGUCGCCGCCACGGGGCCCGGCAAGGGAGCCCGAGGCAAGGGCGCGAUGAGCCCCUCGCCGGCGCUGGACUUUGGCGGGCGGCGCCGGUUCCCGUUGGGCGAGCGCGACGACCCCGGCGCCGGCUACGAGCUCAAGAAGAAGCAGCUGUCCAUGGCACGCAGCGUGGACCGCGACCGCAAGCAGCUGGGUCACGGUGACCUCGAACGCGACCAGGGGCCGGCGUCGCCGGCGGUCGCGUCGUCGCCGGCGACGACGCAACCGCCGGCGGCGCCGCCCGGCCCGGCCAACAUCCCCAACGUGGACCUGCCCAAGCCGUUCCUGUCGCUGGGCUCGAGCAAGCUGGCGGCGCCGCGGCCCAGCCUCGUGCUGCGCCCGCAGCGCCAGAGCUCGCGCACCGACAUGCCGGCCGACCGCCUGCGCUUCUUCGAGACGCUCAAGCUGCUGCUGAUGCUCAACAAGCGCAAGGAGAAGGACCCGGUGACGCCGGGGCGUCUGCCCGGGACCUCGCCCGCCGGCGCGGCCGGCGCGGGCGGCGCGGGCGCCGCCGGCGUCGGCCUCCUGUCGGGCGCGCCGUCGUCCGCGACCUCGUCCGCCGGCGGGCCGCAGCUGCUGUGGCAGAACCAGUGGAACGAGCUGAUCUGGCUGGAGCUGCAGGCCUGGCACGCCAACCGCAGCAUGACGGAGCAGGACAUGUACCUGUACACGGCGCGGCACGCCAUCCCCGAGGUCAUGCAGGACGUGCUGCACUUCCGGGUCGCGCUCCGCCACGUGUCGUGUCGGCCGCCGCCGCCGCCGGCCUUCCGCCCGGCGGCGGCGGCGGCGGCGGCGGCGGCGGAGGCGCGGCGGCGGUUGGCGAUGGCGCAGGGCGGCGACGCCGCGUUGGGGAGGCGGCGGCAGCAGCAGCAGCAGCAGCAGCGAGGGACUUGGACAAUGGCUGCGACGGAACGCGGCGGCGAUGACGGCAGCGGCGGACUCGGAAGCGACGCGGGAAUUUCGCAAUCGGCGCCGGGCCGGCUCGCGGUCCCGCCGGCGGCCUCCGGUGACGGCGAGGGAACGGAGGCGGCGGAGGCGGAGGCGGCGCCGGCGCGGCGGCGCCGCGAGUCGCCGCCGACGCUCGUGAGCGAAGCGGAGGAGCGGCCGCAACCUCCGCCGCAGCCGCCGCCGCCGCCUUUGCAGCACGGGGCGGGCGACCGACCGCGCUGCUCGCUCGGGUUCCGGCUCAUCGAGCCCGCCCACCUGGAGCUGCAGAAGGAGGCGUGCCAGCAGGCAGCGGACGUCACCGCCGCGCCACGCUCCCCGCCGGCGCCCGUCGCUCACGCGACCGCGGCACAAUCGCCCGCGACGUCCGUGCCGCGCGUGACGUCCGUGCCGCGCGUGACGUCCGUGCCUCGCGUGACGUCCGUGCCGCGCGUGACGUCCGUGCCGCGCGUGACGUCCGUGCCGCGCGUGACGUCCGUGCCGCGCGUGACGUCCGUGCCGCGCGUGACGUCCGUGCCACGCGUGACGUCCGUGCCGCGCGUGACGUCCGUGCCGCGCGUGACGUCCGUGCCGCGCGUGACGUCCGUGCCUCGCGUGCCGCCCCAGGUGAAGGCCCUGCUGGAGCAGCUGGACUCGCUGGAGGCGCUGUUCCCGUCGCUGCACGCGCUGCAGCGCGAGCCCUGUGCCUGUGGCUGA